GCUACCAAAACGAUCGAACGAGAGGCCUGAGUAAGUAAAUCGUCGCUCCAAAAAUCUCCAGACUAGGAUUUUCCCUGCGUCCGGAGCCUCAGAGGUAAAAUUAUGAACACGAAUCUAAACUAACCCUUGGCCGCCGUCCUUCCCCCUUCCUUUUAUGGGAAACCCUAGAAAAACACAAACCGAGGGAAACAACCCCCCCUCAAUCCAUAUCCGUGUUCUACCCCAGGUAGCUGGAUACGUACCUCGGUUCGAAAGGCGGCAGCCGAGACUUUGGCCGUCGAGUUGAUCGAGGUUCAGGGAGCAUACGACGAUGGGCUCAUUCGUGGAGUUUCCUCAUCUAGGUGGCGUCUGCAGCUUUAUCCAUGGCAAACCGUGCAUGAAGAUUUAAAUCGCAGAUCUUGCUUUAAAGAAGUUGUUGAAGGCCAAUGAGAAAAUGACCAUUCUGCUACUUCCCAAUUGUUUUUAUACAGUGUGCUAGGCAAGGGUUCGCCUAUCAGUUGUUGUUGCGAAAAUUCCCUCCAUCAAAGUGGUACUGUCGAUGAAACUAAUCAUCAAUUUGUUAGAAGUUUCAGGAUCAAUUAAAGGUCAGGAAGCUAAAGAUUGUCUUUUGGGUCGCCUCUGUGCUUAUGGUGCUCUUGCUAGAUCAGGAUGGUUGGCUGCUGAAUUUUUUGAAGACAGUGGUACACCUUCUGUCAAAGAUUUUGUUAGCAACAUCAUAUCUCUUGCAGGCAAAAAAUGCUACUUGCGGGAACCAGUUAUGUCUAUCAUUGUGGAUAUGGUUGAGAAGCUGCCCUUGGAAGCUGUUGCAAACCAUGUUCUUGAAGUUCCUGGCAUAAGGGAGUGUUUCAAUAAAGACGUCAACAAUGGAGAUCCAGAUGCUUUAUUUGUGGCAUUGAAGUUGCGUAAGAGAGUUCCUUUGGAGACUGAAAUGUUUGGCAAUCUCUUGCCAUGCCCAUUCAUUCCUGACAUCUUCUUUACUCGAGAUCAUCUGUCAACACUUGUCCCUUGCUUCAAGGAAAGGAAUGUUGGUUACGGUCUCGAAGCGAAUAAGUUGCAUGCUUUGCGUUUGGUGCUUGUCCAGUUAGCACUCCAAGUUCUCCUCUGUCCCGAAGAGUUCUAUGAGGCUGCAUCUGAACUUGUGAUAUGUUGUGAUAAGGCUUUUCUCGCUACUGCUGCUGCUCAAGGUGGUUCUUCUGGAGAAGGAAAUGAACUUGAUGAUAAUGAAAUGCCAGAUUUAACGGAUGUUCUUCUAGAAAAUUUUCUUUCACUGUUGCCUCGUUCAUCUGGUUCCUUGUGCUUUGCUAUUGAACAGGCCUUCAGAUUGUUCUGUGAUGAUUUAACAAUUGACGGCGUCCUUCGGAUGUUGCAUGUUGUGACGAAAGAUCUGAAACCAAUGCGCUAUCACACUCGUGGCAGUGAUGAUGAUGAAAAUGAGGAUGAUGAUUUUCUUGGGAUUGAAGAUAUGGAUGAAACAAGUGGAGCUGAAGGUGUCAAGGCACACAAUGGGGAUGACCAUGCUGAUGACUUAGAGAAAAUGCAUGGAGAGGCAACUGAUGGAGAAACCAAAAAUGAAGAAGUUGAUUCUGGGGGAAUGGUUGCCUUGGAGCUGAUGCAAGUAAUGACGCUGAAGUGGAUCAAAAUAUAAGUGGACAUUCAACACCUGAUGAUUCUGAGGGUGAUAUGGAUGACAAUGCGAUGCUUAUGAAAGAUUCUGCUAUUGUGGAUAUCUUAAAGGAGCAAUUAUCUUCGUGGAAAGAUGGCUCUCUCUCUCAGCUGUUGACUUUCAAAAGUCGUGUGCUCUCACUGUUAGAAAUAUAUCUGCAGAAACAUCCAGGCAAAUCUCAGGUCUUGAUGAUCUACCUUACUUGGUUCGAGCUUUUAUCAAGUAUCACUCUGCCCAGAAAAACCAGCUACAGCAACUGGGACUGCGUAUGAGAGGGAUUUUGCAGAAGAAAAUAUUCAAGGCAAAAGACUACCCUAGAGGUGAAGAUAUACCCCCUUGCAAGCCUCGAACCUCUGCUUGAGAAGAGCCUCAAGUCAGCAUCAAGAUAUCCAGACAAAGAGGUCUCUUCUCUAGCCCAGGCCUCCACAUUUUGGCUACUAAAAGUCAAUUCAGUCAAGAAACUUUGAGAGAUCCGAGUUCGAGAGAGUGGUGCCAUUGUUCCAUAAUUCAUUUGUUGACUACUUUGAGGGUAAGAAAUGUCGGCUAAAGACGGGGUUCGUAAAAGAGGCCAUUAGGAGGCAUCCAUGGAUUGGUUGUGAGUUAUUUGGUUUCCUUCUGGAAAAGUGUAGGGUUACAAAAUCUGAGUUCCGGAGAGUUGAAGCACUAGAUGUGGUAGAUUGUGUUAUGAAGUCAUGGAUUCCCACCGUCAAGGAAGAAGAUGCGUCAACUAAAUCAUCAUCUAAAUUAUUGAAAAAAACACCUGCCAGCAUUGUGGGAUUUGAUCCGAUUACUCCUCGGCCAGUUGCCACAGAAACAACCAAGGCAUGCAGAGGUUCGCCGCUUUUGCACCUGGGCAUUGCAUGCUGUCUCUACACUUAAAAUUUAAGAAGGCUUUUCUUAAGGCGAUGAAGCCAGAAGCACUCUCUCUUUGCGCCUCUCCUCUUGGAAAUGUGUUUCUUCCAUUUAAGAAGCCUUCUCAAUGUAUCAUGGGUCAGGCUCUUCGAGCCAAAGGUGAAUUGAGAAGCAGCAGUUUUUUCGUACGAUGAAGGUGAAAGUUCAAACCAAAGGGAGUGGUUUCUCUUUGCAAUCAGUUGGAGUUUUUAACCGGAGACAGUUUUAACCGCACCAGUUCAAUGGUUAAAAGUCUGGAACGGGAGGUGCUGUGGAUUUGUAGAAGAAUGCGGAAUCCAAGUAUUCGAGUCAUUUAGCAAGGUUUUAACAAGAGCAGGUCGUAUAUAUAUGUUGUGAAAUUUUGAUCGCUAUAUAUUUGAUUCAAAGACGGUGAAUUAACUUGUUUUUACUUGAUCUCA
Asparagus officinalis (garden asparagus) is the source of this 2973-nucleotide messenger RNA. RefSeq lists its product as uncharacterized. Lineage: Eukaryota; Viridiplantae; Streptophyta; Magnoliopsida; Asparagales; Asparagaceae. Gene Ontology annotation, biological process: regulation of DNA-templated transcription. Bases 539 to 1645 code for a protein of 368 amino acids. The transcript is spliced from 8 exons. Gene Ontology annotation, cellular component: nucleolus. The record is from RefSeq and is a predicted model, not a curated record. Gene Ontology annotation, molecular function: DNA binding; transcription factor binding.